AUGUCGCUGUUGGAUCAAAGUUUCAUACGUGAUCGGGCCAUCAACUUCUUUGAGAAAGAUUUUCUUUCACACGGAAAGCAGAAAAAGCCGCGAAGUUCACAAAGCGAACUCCCAGAACCAUCAUCGGCUGGGAGCUCUUCGCUUCGCUUGUCGACUUUUGGGAAGAUACCAUCAUUAACAACAUCGACGACGAAUAUGAACGGCUUGUGGAACGUCUUCACGACUGUACGUUGGAAGCGAAAAGUUUCAGAACCACCAAAAGACGCUUGUCUCCGGAAACUCGAGGUAAUUCGUCAGCGUGGAGCUGUACGAGCCGCAGGCAACAGAGAACUCACGUCCGAGGUCGAAAGGCUUUGCAGAGAGUCGAUAAGGGGAGACCUCAAAGAGAGAAGGACAGAAGUGUUAGCUAGGUGCAGAGGAAGGAAAGAAUAUUCCCUACGCUUGUCGGAACUUUGGCAAUCGUAA
Molecule: messenger RNA, 465 nt
Organism: Necator americanus (New World hookworm)
Lineage: Eukaryota; Metazoa; Nematoda; Chromadorea; Rhabditida; Ancylostomatidae
Exons: 1
Coding region: 1-465 (154 amino acids)
Source: RefSeq, a predicted model, not a curated record